This is a messenger RNA of Papilio xuthus (Asian swallowtail), 828 nucleotides long. RefSeq names its product Prenyl-binding protein (gene PrBP). Gene Ontology annotation, biological process: sensory perception of light stimulus. The coding region runs from base 126 to 599 and encodes 157 amino acids. The transcript is spliced from 5 exons. The record is from RefSeq and is a predicted model, not a curated record. Gene Ontology annotation, cellular component: cytoplasm. NCBI's taxonomy places the organism in Eukaryota, Metazoa, Arthropoda, Insecta, Lepidoptera, Papilionidae.
UUUGUUGUGGUAUUUUUAUUUCUGCCAGAGUACCGAGUUUUUAUUAUAAAUAGUCCAUUUUAAAGUUUCAUUGCAAUUUUAGAGAUAAAUUAAAAUUUUUAGUGGUAAUUUAAACUCUUUCAAUAAUGACGGAAGUUCUAUCUGUCGAAGAAAAUAGACAAGAUCGAGUGGAUACGAUCCUAAGAGGCUUUCAGAUAAAUUGGAUGAAUCUCCGUGAUGCAGACACAGGCAAAAUAUUAUGGCAACAUAAUGAAGACAUGUCCAACCCUGAUGUAGAACAUGAAGCGAGGGUGCCCAAGAGAAUACUGAAAUGUCGCGUUGUCUCCCGAGAGAUGAACUUCAGUUCCAUUGAAUCAAUGGAUAGGUUUCGUCUAGAACAGAAAGUGCUCUUCAAAGGGAGAUGUCUUGAAGAAUGGUUCUUUGAUUUUGGCUAUGUUAUAGCAAACUCAACCAACACAUGGCAAUCAAUUAUUGGAUCUGCACCGGAGUCACAAAUGAUGCCAGCCAACGUGUUGAAUGGCAAUGUUGUGAUUGAGACCAAAUUCUUCGACGGCGAUCUUCAUAUAGCUACUUCCAGAGUAAGGCUGUUUUAUGUCUAAGUAUCGUGAUAUUGCAUUUAUAGGAUUUAAUCCACAACUUCUAUGCAUUUUAAACACACAGAUUGUUAUAUUCUUUAAAUGCCCAUAUCAAAUCUACAAGUUAAUAAAAAAUCACUAGCUCUUAGUUAGCACUUUCCAUGUUUUAAACCAUAUUAAAGUACUAUCGAAUUAGAAAAUCUAGAUAUAAGAAAAAAACUUUUUUCUGUCAAUUAUUGCAGCUUUUUAAUUU